Molecule: messenger RNA, 2861 nt
Organism: Terrapene triunguis (Three-toed box turtle)
Lineage: Eukaryota; Metazoa; Chordata; Testudines; Emydidae
Product: solute carrier family 12 member 3-like
Exons: 25
Biological process (GO): sodium ion homeostasis; cell volume homeostasis; potassium ion import across plasma membrane
Cellular component (GO): membrane
Molecular function (GO): sodium:potassium:chloride symporter activity
Source: RefSeq, a predicted model, not a curated record
GUCCGGUUCGGUUGGGUGACCGGCGUGAUGAUCCGGUGCAUGCUCAACAUCUGGGGCGUGAUCCUAUAUCUCCGGCUGCCUUGGAUCACGGCCCAGGCUGGAAUAGGGCUGACAUGGCUCAUCAUCCUCAUGUCAGCUGUAGUCACCACGAUCACUGGCUUGUCCAUCUCAGCCAUCUCCACCAAUGGCAAGGUGAAGGCAGGGGGCACCUACUUCUUGAUCUCGCGCAGCCUGGGCCCCGAGCUGGGCGGAUCCAUCGGGCUGCUCUUCUCCUUUGCCAAUGCUGUGGCUGUGGCUAUGCAUGUGGUGGGCUUCGCUGAGACGGUGCGUGACCUGCUGCUGGAGUUCGACGCGGUGAUGACGGACCCCGUGAACGACAUCCGGAUCGUGGGCGUCAUCACGGUGACAGUGUUGUUGGGCAUCGCGCUGGCUGGCAUGGAGUGGGAAGCCAAGGCCCAGGUUGUCUUUUUCUUCGUCAUCAUGGUCUCCUUCAUCAACUACUUUGUGGGGACCCUGAUUCCAGCCACGGAGGAGAAGAUGUCUAAAGGCUACUUCAGCUACCGAGGGGACAUCUUCCUGGAGAACAUCGGGCCGGAGUGGCGGGGCGAAUCGGGCAACUUCUUUGGCAUGUUCUCCAUCUUCUUCCCCUCGGCCACUGGUAUCCUGGCCGGCGCCAACAUCUCAGGCGACCUCAAGGACCCCGCCGUGGCUAUCCCCAAGGGCACCCUGCUGGCCAUCUUCUGGACCACGCUCUCCUACCUGGCCAUCUCAGCUACCAUAGGGUCGUGCGUGGUGCGUGAUGCGUCCGGGAGUCUGAACGACACGCUGGGCUCCCCCAACGCCACGGACAGCUGCCUGGGCCUCGGGUGCGGCUACGGCUGGAACUUCACCGAGUGCGCCCAGGCUGGCACCUGCGAGUACGGGCUGGCCAACAACUACCAGACCAUGAGCAUGGUGUCUGGCUUCAGUCCCCUCAUCACGGCUGGGAUCUUCGCCGCUACCCUCUCCUCUGCCCUGGCCUGCCUGGUCUCAGCCCCCAAGGUCUUCCAGUGCCUGUGCCAAGAUAAGCUGUAUCCCAUCAUCGGCUUCUUCGCCAAGGGCUACGGCAAGAACAACGAGCCGCUCCGGGGCUACAUGCUCACUUUCGUCCUGGCCAUCGCCUUCAUCCUCAUCGCUGAGCUCAACACCAUCGCCCCCAUCAUCUCCAACUUCUUCCUUUGCUCCUACGCCCUCAUCAACUUCAGCUGCUUCCAUGCCACAAUCACCAACUCCCCAGGCUGGCGACCCUCUUUCCGCUACUUCAGCAAGUGGAGCGCCCUCUUUGGGGCCGUGAUCUCCGUGGUCAUCAUGUUCCUGCUGACCUGGUGGGCGGCCCUCAUUGUGGUGGGCAUUAUCCUGGUCAGCUUGGCCUACGUCAGCUACAAGAAGCCAGACGUCAACUGGGGCUCUUCUGUGCAGGCCGGGACCUACAGCAUGGCCCUGUCCUACUCCGUCAGCCUCACCCAAGUGGAGGAGCAUGUCAAGAACUUCCGCCCCCAGUGCCUGGUGCUGACGGGUCCCCCCAGCUUCCGACCAGCUCUGGUGGAUUUCGUCAGUGCCUUCACCAAGGGGGUCAGCCUCAUGAUCUGUGGGAACGUGGCUGGGGUGAGUAUGGGGAUGCCGGGGAGGCAAUCAAGGAGGUGAGAGCACGUUGAGUGGCUGAACAGGCGCAAGGUGCGAUCCUUCUACACCCUCAUCACGGCCCCGGACCUGCGCAGCGGAGCCCGCAGCCUCAUGCAGGUGUCUGGGCUGGGGCGUCUCAAACCCAACACAAUCGUGCUGGGCUACAAGCAGAACUGGCAGACGGACUCGCCCCACAACCUGGAGAACUACGUGGCCACCAUCCACGACGCGUUCGACGGCCGGGCCGGGGUGUGCGUGCUGAGGAUGAAGGACGGGCUGGAUGUGUCGCGGACGGUUCGGGCCUAUGUGAACCCCACGUUUGAGGACCCCGAGGCAGCACUGCAGGGCGAGAAGCUGAGACAGGAGUCGGGCAAUGCAGGCAGCAGCGUGAAGGUGCUGGGCGCGGACGAGCUCACUGAGACCCACUUCCAGGCCCAGCAGAAGAAGAGAUGUGUGGACGUCUACUGGCUCUUUGACGAUGGGGGGCUUACCCUGCUGGUCCCCUACCUACUGAGCCGCCGCAAGCGCUGGAGCCGCUGCCGGGUCCGGGUCUUCAUCAGCGGCCACCUGGGCAGCGCCGAGCAGCAGCGCCAGGAGAUCCAGCUGUUGCUCAGCAAGUUCCGCCUGGGUUUCAGCGAGGUACUGGUGCUGCCCCACGUGGCCUGGCAGCCGGAGGAGAGAAGCCUGAAGGAAUUUGAGGACCUGGUGGCUCCGUUCCGGCUCAACGAGGGACAGCGCAGUCCUGAGGCCACAGAGGCCCUGCGGAGGGAGACACCCUGGAAGGUUUCAGAUGAGGAUCUGCGGGUCUACAGGAAAAAGUCGGAGCAGCAGGUCCGGCUCCACGAAAUCCUGCAGGAGAAUUCCCGGAACGCCGCCCUGAUUGUCAUGAGCCUGCCUGUGGUGCGCAAGGGGGCCUGUCCCAGCGCCCUCUACAUGGCCUGGCUGGAGACCCUGUCCCGGGAUCUUCGCCCACCUGUUGCCUUCAUCCGGGGCAACCAGCAGGAUGCCCUGACCUUCUACUGCCAGUAGGGGGCACUGCUGGCUUAGCCCGAGGGAGUAGCCUGGAAACCUGGGUUCUUUCCCCAGCGGUGGACGGAUCAUGGCCCCCAGCUGGGCAGGGUGCUGAUGCUGGUGCUACCGUCUCUGCACGCUCAACUGUCCCCUCCGACGUUGCCACGGGGACUCGGAUGCCUGGGUCC